This is a messenger RNA of Pseudonaja textilis, 479 nucleotides long. NCBI's taxonomy places the organism in Eukaryota, Metazoa, Chordata, Lepidosauria, Squamata, Elapidae. The record is from RefSeq and is a predicted model, not a curated record.
GUCUGGAUGACAACCUCAUCAAGGAAGUGUGGAAAGGCUGGUCCAGACCCCCGGAUCUCACACACAAAGCCCCACAUCUGAUCCUUACCUUGCGGCCCCCAAGCCAGCUGGACCUUGCCCCAAAGGGCCGGCAUCGCCGGGCAGCUAACACCCCCAGCUGCCCCAGGAAUCCGGAUAAAGACUGCUGCCUUCACCCACUAUAUAUAGAUUUUCGGAAAGAUCUGAAGUGGAAAUGGAUCCACCAGCCCAAAGGAUACAAAGCGAAUUUCUGUGCUGGCAGCUGCCAAUAUAGUCUAACUACCAACAUGCAUCAUAACAUGGUGCUUCCCCUGUACAGCAAACUGAACCCCGAAGGCUCGGCCGCUCCUUGUUGCGUCGCCCGCAAACUGGAACCUUUGACCAUCCUUUAUUACGUCGGCCGCCAGCCCAAAGUCCAGCAGCUGAGCAACAUGAUUGUGAAAUCCUGCCGUUGCCGUUAA